AUGAGUAAACGUGACUACUUUCUUCAAAAAGGUCUCGAGAUGCAGCGCCUUGACGAACAGAUUUCCAUCGCCCCCGCAGGCGGCAGCGUAUCGCGCGAAGUGACCAAAUACCGUGAGCUAUGCCCACCCGGCAUCCCAGACAUUCAGAUCCAGAAGAUGAUUGGUCAGUGCAAAGGUGACGCCCAACGCAUGGAGAACGUCAUUAGCGAACUGUGGGAAGACUAUCGCGGCCACGGUCAUGAUGAUGCCUGGGCCACUGUUAUCAAAAAGACCACCAAGAAGAAACACGACAAUUUAUCGCAGCGCUCGUAUUCGUCACAGAAGACACAAAAACAGGACGAUAAAGCAGAUGCAUCGCAGAAUGGUGACGCACAGCCCUCCAGGUCGUUGGAGCGGUUUUCUACGCGAGGCCGUGGCAGUAUGAGAGGCCGAGGCAUGACCUCCUCACGGGGUGGACGGGGAGGCCGUGGUGGUCGUAAUCAUGGCGGAGCUGUCGUAGCCACCGGUAGCACGCGUGCAAACCGUAGCGGUGAUAACGAAGAUGACAAUCCGGAGAAUGACGACAACUUUACCGACGGUACCGGCCCCUUCCACGAAUCUCGUGUGCAGCAAUCAUCGAAAGCGGCUAAAGACUCGAAAAGAGACCGUGGAGCAAAGUUUAUCAGUAAAACGACACCCUCGCAGCCUGUUGCUCAGGCUCCUCCUGUAGUUCACCCCGUAUUGACAGGCGCUUGGACUAAAAAGCUGAAUGUAUCCAGCGUACCUGCAACUCCCAGACCUGUAGAACCCAUAGCCACACCCGCUCCUGCAUCGGCACCUGCAUCUGCAACGGAACCCAAGCCAGCGGAGAAACCGUCGACACCGGCUACAGAAGCUGAGGCUGUUGCCGUUACUUCCACACCUGAGGACUACCAACUAGCCAGCCCGAAGAAGAAAGUUCAGCAGGAAAAGAAGAAGAGUAAGAAGACGCAGACAUCCAGCACAAAGGAAGCAGGUGAGGAAAGUGUUGUUGUCAAAAAGUCUGAAGUGCUGAGCGUCGUGGACAAGAUAGCCAGUCCUGACGCUUCUCCGAAGAACAAUGCUGAAAAGAAGAAGACAGAAACUGUGGAGACCACGGUAGAAAGCUCUGCCUCAAAUAUUGCUGCUGGAUGGGGCUCCCUAGAUGUGUCCACGUCAACGGUGGACGAAUGGUCUUCGUCUGCUCCUGCAGAUGCCACGGAGCCUAACAAGAUAUCGGCUUCGAAUGCAUGGGUGCGUGGUAGUCCUAUCCUCUCUCCUCCUGCCAGCAAAAGAAAUGCCCCUGCACUGAAGUCGCCGGAUGCCGAUGCAAGGGCGAACGUUGUACCGGAAUCUCCGAAGGAUACUGAUGUCCCUCGUUCUAGCGGAUCGGCGUCGACGAGUCCUCGGCCGUACCUUAAGAUGGGCAAGUGGGAUAGCGCCGCAACGCCGAACCUGUCACUUCAGUUUGGUAGCUUUUCGCUGAGUGGCAUGGAUUCACUUGAGCCUACAUCGCCGCAUGGUUGGGCCUCGACGACUACAACUACUACGACAUCCAGCUCGAACAAUGGCGACAAAACCGUAACUUCAUUUGCCACGAACCAAAAUGCGUGGGGUACCACUGCCGCGUCGCCAAAGAAAACAGUGUCAUCACCCCGCAAUGAGCAGCCUCGUGUGCAGGAAGGAUCUGUUACAAAAGCUACAGCUUCUGCGCCUCCAGGACUAUCAGUGGACUCGGGCCGUAUGACUCCUCCUACAGGACAGUCUCCUCGGUAUGCACCAUCGGCUCCAUCUCCUGCAUCUCUGCCUAAGCCUGAUGAAGUUAAGCGUGGCACCCCUACACGCGUUCAGGGAGGACCAUUUCAAACUCAAGGCGGAGCUGCGGCACAGACAAAUAAAAUGAACAUCGGCUACGGCACGGGCCUAUACCAAGCAUCUUAUGGCCAGUACGCGAUGGAUCUUGGUCGCACUGCUGCGGCCUCAACCCCAGGCCAGCUCGCAACUACCUCUGGGACUCCGAAAAGCGUUGGUGCUCGCGGUAGUGCUCAAGUUGCGACUCAAUCUCCUACACGCAGUCAACAUCCCGUGGCACAGAUGCAGCAGAUCCCGCUGCAACAACAAUCACAGCAGCAUCAACAGCAUCAACAGCAACAGAUCCAGCAGCACGCACAGCAGAAACAAAGUCAGCAGCAACAAGGUCAGCAACCGCAGCAGAGCCAGACUCAGCAGCAAACAGCUGCCCAGUUGCACCAGCAAACUCAGGCUGGCAUGCAACAGGGCUACCACUACGCUCCUCCUCCCCCGCCAGGCAUGGCGCUGCCGUACAAUCCGUACAAUUAUGCCGGGUACUAUCAGGGCUAUGGCUACUACCAGAACCCGCAGUUUGCGCAGUACAGCCCGCGAACGCAGUAUCCGCCACGUGGCAGCGUGCCAUAUGGUGUUGAAGGGCCUGUGCCGGGAUUUUCGAACCCGCCGAAUAUGCCUUAUCAGGACCAGCACAUGCUGGCCCAGCAGCAUGAGUACGCCGGAGCCGUACCCCAAGGUUUCGGCGAAAUUAAUACUGCGUACAUGCAGCAGCCGUCAAUACAGCAGCAGGGUGGCCACCACCACCACGGUCACUCGAGUGGCUCGCAGAACCACAGCAAGGGUGGUUCCGCUUCUGCUGUUGGGGGUGCUGGCGCACAGCACUCACACGGCCAGCGCGGUAAUGCAGGGAUGCAGGGUUAUCAGAACGCAGGAGGUCGUGACCACGCAUCGCCACCGGUGCCUAACGCUUCAGCGGCCAUGACCGGUUCGUACGGCCAGCACUACGGCUGGGCGGGUAAUUACGGAGCCCAACCUGUCGGCGGCUGGAGCCACAUGAUGCCCCAGGGCUACCAGCAGUCGCCGUCCCAACAACAACAACAGCAAGUUCCGCAACAACAGCAGCAGCCAAACGCGCACCAACAGAGCUAUCACCAAUACGGCAACAACAGUGCCCAGGCUAGCAACAUUGCGAAUGACGUGAACCAAGCACGCUGGAGCAGCUCGUAG
Molecule: messenger RNA, 3030 nt
Organism: Peronospora farinosa
Lineage: Eukaryota; Oomycota; Peronosporomycetes; Peronosporales; Peronosporaceae
Source: the annotation of a GenBank genome assembly